Messenger RNA from Thamnophis sirtalis, 1112 nucleotides. It is a transcript of the gene XAF1, whose product is annotated as XIAP associated factor 1. The record is from RefSeq and is a predicted model, not a curated record. Gene Ontology annotation, cellular component: mitochondrion. Lineage: Eukaryota; Metazoa; Chordata; Lepidosauria; Squamata; Natricidae. Gene Ontology annotation, biological process: apoptotic process.
AUUGCAGAAAUGAAAGUGAAAGAUGGAGGGAGUCCGAGCGGAGAAAUGGAAGAGGAGAGACGCAUCUGCAAGAACUGCAAGAGGGAUGUGGCUGCAGUGAACUUCUCCCUCCAUGAGGCUCAUUGCAUGCGGUUUCUUGCUGUCUGUCCCAAGUGUGAGGAACUGGUUGCUUCAAAGGACAUGAAAGAGCAUCUUGCCAUGGCCCACCAACAGGUCAGAUGCACACUCUGUCACCAGAUGAUGCAACAGUAUCUGCUGGAGCACCAUGAGGCUGAAGAAUGCCAAGAACGCUCCGUUAAAUGCCACUUCUGCGAGCUGGAGCUGCCAUUCCAUAAGCUGCAAUCUCACCUGGAUGCAUGUGGCAGCCGCACCACCAUGUGUUGGGAUUGUGGCAAAUACGUCAUGCACAAAGCCCAAGAGGGACACAAGCUCACCUGCCAAACAGGCAAUAGGCUGAGGGCCCCUGGUUCCAAAACAAAGUUAUGCCUGCAGUGUAACAAUUGGUUUCCAGCAGAUCAAUAUCUACACCAUCUGAAUGAAUGCACUUCAUCUCCCAUGCUCCUGGGGGCUCUCGCCACCCAUUCUGCCGCAAGAUCACGGUCUCCUCCAUCUCCACCGAGCCUUCCAGCUCCAGCUCCUCCUUCCCCUACUUGGAAGAUGAAGGCCGACAAAGAUGUGCGCCCCAAGAGGAGGGACAGAGAGCUGCCUUCUAUCGAAAAAAUAUCUCUGAGGUCUCCAAGAAGCAAAAAGGCAUCUGGCUGCCAGGCCUUUGCCUCCAUCCUGACCUCCACUGGGCCUCAGGCUCACAAUGACAUGUAUGACCAGCUGCUGACAUGUUCCCAGUGCAACAUCCUCCUUCCCAGCCCAACCCUGCAGAAGCAUGAGAAAAAGUGCCAGCGGGCAGCUUCCCUACAAGCAAUUCGACAGAGCCCACGAUUUUUGGAAAAAGAAGGAGAAUCCGUGCAAAGCUCACCAGAAGGAAGUAGCUGGCAAUGACCUUUCUCAGCGGCUGAACUGGCCCUUUUCGUUCCAGCAGGAUCGGGUUCAGUAAAGUGCCUUGCAAUACCCUGAUCUGUCUUUUUAAGAAUAAAAGAGCUACAGUUCACAACCAA